Messenger RNA from Cuscuta europaea, 2459 nucleotides. The record is from the annotation of a GenBank genome assembly. NCBI's taxonomy places the organism in Eukaryota, Viridiplantae, Streptophyta, Magnoliopsida, Solanales, Convolvulaceae.
ACGAGUAGAGGAAAUUGGAAUACCAUUGAAAAACGUAGCAGAUAGUUGUCACCGUCGUAUUGGCUCUCGUCACCACCUCUCUCUCUCUCUCUCUCCGCCUUCCUCCUCUAUCUUCCCUGUCGCUCUUUCCCCUCUUCGGGCUGAGUGUGAAACCAAGAAAGGGAAAAGAAUCAAUCUAACUCCGACACAAAACAUACUCUUGUUGACUCUCCAUUCCCUUUCACGGUUUCACCGCCCAACGAUCGCAUCCGCCGCUUCUGGCUUCGCCUUCGCUUUGCUCAGCCUUUUCCCGGUUCUCGUUUUCAUCCGUCCUGCCUUCGCUAUGUACGCUUCUAUGAAUUGAGGAAAUGAAUCCCUCGUUUGAAAUCUUGGGCGUAUUUUCUUUCUUUCUUUUCGAUUGACUCGUGAUUUAUGCGGUGCAGGAUCGGUUGGUUAGGCUGAUUUUCUUCCUUUUGACAUUUCUGCCUCCCUUCGGCAAAUUCUUUCUAGGGUUUUGAUGUUCUAGAGUCUUCUUCAACGCCAUCAUCGCAAAGGGGCUUCGACGGAUUUUCGAUCGCGCAGGGUGAGGUUUAGAGCAAGGUCUUCCUCAAGGAUGGACGCUUCCGGUGGUAAUUCGGACGCCCAGAGAGGUGCUUCGAACACUACUAGCAGUAAUGGCCAUUCUAGAAGAUACGGGGUACAUCUUUCAGCGUCAAAUAUAUUCAGAUACCCUGUGUCUAGCUUGUUGGAAUACACUGGCAUCUUAAGGACAAGGUCCGGCCACUCAGAAACAGACAGUUUGGUCAACCACAGAUCUUCCCUUGGGUAUAGGGACAAUUUUCAGCAAAGACCGGAUGAUUCUGGAGCACCCACUGCUCAUCCCGGGUCUGCAGAGGAGGUCACAAUUCGGAUAAUUGGUUCAGGUGAUCAAGAACAUGACCGGGUUGGAAUGGGUUUGACUUCACCCAUUUCUGGGCCAUUGAGGGAGUUAAGUGGGCAAAAUGAGCCAAUUUCAAGGUCUGCUUCUGCUGCUUCUGUAUCAUCUGGUUUUGAGAGUCAGAGCGACUUCAGAAGUGACACAGCAGGAGAGGGAGGCUUCAAUCAUCAAGCUACAAAUGGAAGUGCGGAUACUGGCAAUGCGGAUGGAGGUGGGACCUCCAACAGGGACUCUUCUUACCAAAGAUAUGAUAUUCAACAAGCUGCUAGGUGGAUUGAACAAGUCCUACCUUUCACUUUGCUACUAUUGGUUGUUUUCAUUCGGCAGCACUUGCAAGGUUUUUUCGUAACAAUGUUCCUUGCUGCUGUUAUGUUCAAAUCUAAUGAUAUUGUUCGGAAGCAAACAGCUCUUAAGGGUGAAAGGAAAAUUUCUGUUCUCACUAUAAUUUCUAUCCUGUUCACUGUUCAUGUGGUUGGGUUAUAUUGGUGGUUUCGGCAAGAUGAACUUUUAUACCCAUUGGUGAUGCUUCCACCGAAGGCCAUCCCACCCUUCUGGCAUGCUAUAUUUAUGAUCAUGGCGAAUGACACCUUAGUCCGUCAAGCAUCAAUGGUUCCCAAGUGCUUUCUAUUGAUGUAUUACAAGAACAGCAAGGGAAGGAACUACCGAAAGCAGGGACAAAUGCUCACUUUGGUUGAGUAUCUUGUGCUGCUUUAUCGUGUGCUGCUUCCAGCUCCAGUGUGGUACCGCUUCUUCCUUAACAAGGAAUAUGGAAGCCUCUUUUCAUCAUUAAUGACCGGGUUGUAUUUGACUUUCAAGCUCACUUCUGUUGUUGAAAAGGUCCAAUCGUUUUUCAGUGCUCUGAAGGCUCUUUCGCGCCGAGAGAUCCAUUACGGAGCUUAUGCAACUUCUGAACAAGUGAUUGCAGCAGGGGAUCUGUGUGCUAUAUGCCAGGAAAAGAUGCAUGCCCCAAUCUUGCUUCGCUGUAAACACAUAUUUUGUGAAGACUGUGUCUCUGAAUGGUUUGAAAGGGAAAGGACAUGUCCUUUGUGCAGGGCUUUAGUAAGAUCAGCUGAUCUCAAGUCAUUUGGUGACGGAUCAACCAGUCUGUUUUUCCAGUUGUUCUAAAUCAACAAUUGGCCAAUUAGUCCAUAUACAGGCGUUUCUUCUCUCUGAAGCGUUUCUUCUCUGAAGCGGUUCUGAAGAUUAGAAAAGAAAAGACGCCUACACCCAAAAGAGUUCAUUUUUCUCCUUUGCUGUUAUCGCCAGAAUACAAAAGCAGCAGUGCAUUGGAAAAUGUUGUAACACAAACAAAGUGUAGAAAUUGUUUAUAGCCUUGUAACUGAAGAAGCUCAAUGUUACGAAUUGGUUCACGUAGUCCACUAAGGUGACAAUGUGUUGAACCGCUCAUUUACCUCUAAUCUAAUAUGCAUAGACUACGUAUAUAAAAGAGCUUUGCAAUUUUGUUCUCUUUUUGCCUGAUUUCUCACUGCUGGAAUGUACUUUAUUUUAUAUUCCAUCUAUCUCGCCUUUAUCUUAAUUUUUU